Molecule: messenger RNA, 1895 nt
Organism: Spirodela intermedia
Lineage: Eukaryota; Viridiplantae; Streptophyta; Magnoliopsida; Alismatales; Araceae
Source: the annotation of a GenBank genome assembly
AUGAAGCUCGACUUUAUGCCUCCAUCUCUUAUUAACUUCAUCUCAAGACAGCUUAUCGGCAACGGACACAAGCUCUAUCAGAAGGUCAGAUUUCUCCUUCUUGCCCCAUGGUCACAAUGCCAUGGAUCAGACUGCUGUUUAUUCUUUUAUAUUACCCUGGUUUAGUUGAAAGAUCCACACAAGUUCCUCAUUUAGUGAAGUCUCUCAGAGAAUUUUCAUUGGUUUAUUGAAAUAAUUCGACUAUAUAUAUAUAUAUAUAUAUAUAUAUUCUGAUCCGGGUCACUUUUAAAGAUAAAAUUGUUCCAUUUUCUUAAUUUUAAAAACAGAGCAGCUGAUUUAAGCAAUCCAAAUGGUAGUCUUUUCAUAAAAAAUCUGAAAAGCAUAGAUUGAUUAUAAAUGGAAUAAUAUGAGGGGGGGACUUUUUUUUUACCAGACAUCGAUUUUAUUGUGAAAAGUGAUUCCAAACUUUCCACAUAUAGCAGGUUUUCGAUAAAGAACCCCCAAUUGUGAAAAUUCCCCAAUUUCGAUAAAGACUAUGGAUUGAAAUUGGGUAUUUUUUAAUCUUCAGUUGUACUUUUAUUUUUCAAAAGCACCACAAUUUAUGGUGGAAUUUGAUUCCAAAAUGUCUAUAAAAUGUAAUUUUUUUAAGAGUGAAGAUCAAUAAGCAUAAAUAGUAUGCACUGAAAUGAUUGGGAAAUGUGUAAAUUUUACUGGUAAGUUCUCUUUUAAGUUCUGAAACCUAAGCUUUCAUAAACGAAGCAAUUGCUCGACCCUUUCAUUACGUUUAAAGUUGCAUGCAUGAACACAAAUGUACCCGCGUUCAUACAUAUAUUCAUAUUGUUUGUUUACGUAUCUCCUCUGCGUCGAAACUGCUCUUGUUGGCUCCUUCAUUCAUCUACAUUAAUACCCCGAACGGAGAUUACACCAACUGGACAGCAACAGCACGAGCAACCCUUUCCAAACCUGCUCCUAAAAUCUACCCAUUUCUAUAUACACCCAGGUUUUUUUUUUUCCUGCAAUAAAGGCGGGGUCUUUGAUUCUGCAGGCGAUCGCUUCUGUCGUCGCUUCUAACGGGGACUACCGCGAUGCUCUGAAGCGUCAGCUGUACGCGAGGUUGCGUGGGCAAGGAGACCCCGUCUUCUCGAAGCCUUUGACAAUCUCAGAGGAGCCGGUCGACGAGAAGUCAACCUUCGCCGAAGAGGAAGCUGAGAAGACCCCGGCUGUCGCAGAGGCCGCCGGCGAGGUCGUGGAAGCAGCGCAGGAGCUGCGCCACGAGGUCGAGUCAACGGCGAGCGGGAAGAGCGCCCGUGCGGUCACCGGCCAGAGGUCUCGCAGUAGGAUAAGCCCGGAGGUGGAGAGCGCGCUGAGCAUGAUGAACGAGGUCAUCGGCGUCUUCCGCGGCCUCGGAUCUCAGCAGGGUGGCCGGAGCUUGCCUAUCUUCGCGGAACGUCAGACGUCGGCCAUGGAAGAGGGCUACGGAAAGCAAAGGUUCUCCGACGAGAAGCUCGCUAAGAGUCAGCUGUUCGCGGAAUUGAGGUGACCCACGUAAACUACCCAUGUUUUUAUCGUUCUUCAUUACGAUAUAUCAGAAUAUCAGAAUAUAUGUUGAGAUAGUUUCUGGUUUGACUCGAUAUGUUGCCGGAGCUCGCAGUCAUGGCGAAGACGACGACGGAGGAGGGAGGAAGCCAAGGAGCUCUGCGCCGUCCCCGUCGCCGGGCGAGAGUCUCGGUGCGGGAGGACUGGAGAACCCGACCAUGGCCAUGGUGGGUGAGACGGCCGGUGGAGGGAGCCGGGUCAACGACGCAGCCGCUGAUCGAGGGAAAGUCGGGGAGGAGGCGGCCCGGUCGAGGAAGGGGAAGUGGUGGCGGUUCUCCUGCCUGAGCUGCUUCAACUGA